AAUAAUAAUACACAUCUUUAUCUGCCUCCAUUGUACAAUUAUUUACAGUAAUUUUACACAGAGGCAGCAGACACGCACUUGCUUGGAAGAAGAGCACUAUAUAUAUUAAUUUAUAUUCAAAACCCCAAUUUUCCAAAAUUUAAAAACCAAAAUUAAUUUCAAAGACUAGUCUCCUCCUUCCUCUUUGUCUUCUGCUGCUUCUGAUAAACAAUGGCGGCGACAUGGCAGCCACAGGAGGAAGGGUUCAAGGAGAUCUGUGGAUUACUUGAGAAUCAGAUUUCGCCUUCUUCUACUGCUGAUAAGUCUCAGAUUUGGCAGCAGCUUCAGCACUAUUCUCAGUUCCCUGAUUUCAAUAAUUACCUUGUUUUUAUCCUGGCUCGUGCCGAGGGUAAAUCCGUGGAGAUUCGACAAGCUGCGGGUCUGCUGCUAAAGAACAACCUAAGAACUGCAUUUCAAUCAGUGGCUCCUGCACACAAACAGUUUAUCAAGUUAGAGUUGUUGCCGUCUUUAGGAGCAGCAGAUAGGCAUAUUAGAUCAACAGCUGGGACCAUUAUAAGUGUUAUUGUUCAAAUAGAGGGGAUUUCAGGGUGGCCUGAGCUGUUGCAGGCUCUUGUAACUUGCUUGGACAGUAAUGAUCCAAAUCACAUGGAGGGUGCCAUGGAUGCUUUAUCGAAGAUUUGUGAAGAUAUCCCUCAAGUCUUGGAUUCUGAUGUUCCUGGUUUACCUGAUCGUCCCAUUAACAUUUUUCUUCCUCGAUUUUAUCAUUUUUUCCAGUCAACACAUAGUUCAUUGAGAAAACUUGCCUUGGGUUGUGUGAACCAGUACAUCAUGUUAAUGCCUGCGGCCUUAUAUGCAUCUAUGAGUCAAUAUCUUCAGGGUUUGUUCGUUCUUGCUAAUGAUCCUACUGCAGAAGUUCGGAAAUUGGUUUGUGCAGCUUUUGUUCAGUUAAUCGAAGUUCGACCAUCUUUCUUAGAGCCACACUUGAGGGAUGUGAUUGAAUAUGUUUUGCAAGUAAACAAGGAUGGUGAUGAGGAAGUAGCUCUUGAAGCCUGUGAAUUUUGGUCUGCAUAUUGUGAUGCUCAAUUACCGCCAGAUAAUUUGAGAGAGUUCCUUCCUCGCCUGAUUCCAAUGUUGCUGUCAAAUAUGGCUUAUGCUGAGGAUGAUGAGGCGCUUGUUGAUGCCGAGGAGGAAGAGUCUCUUCCAGACCGGGAUCAGGAUCUGAAACCUCGUUUUCAUUCAUCACGUAUUCAUGGAUCAGAAAGUGCAGAUGAUGAUGAUGAUGACAUAGUCAAUGUAUGGAAUUUAAGGAAAUGUAGUGCAGCUGCUCUUGAUAUUCUAUCAAAUGUGUUUGGAGAUGAGAUUCUUCCUACACUGUUGCCUGUUGUUCAGGGCAAGCUCUCUGCUACUGGUGAUGAAGCCUGGAAAGACAGGGAAGCAGCAGUCUUGGCUCUGGGUGCUAUCGCUGAGGGUUGCAUUAGUGGUCUUUACCCUCACCUUCCUCAGAUCGUGGAAUUUCUUAUACCUUUAUUAGAUGAUAAUUUCCCCCUCAUACGAAGUAUUUCUUGCUGGACUAUUUCUAGAUUCAGCAAAUACAUUGUUCAGGAAAUUGGCAACCAAAAAGGCUACGAACAAUUUGACAAGGUUCUAUUGGGUCUUUUACGAAGAAUUCUGGAUACUAAUAAGCGGGUCCAAGAGGCUGCUUGCUCAGCUUUUGCAACGCUAGAAGAGGAGGCUGCUGAAGAAUUGGCACCACGCUUAGAUGUUAUUCUACAACAUCUCAUGUGUGCUUUUGGAAAAUAUCAGAGGCGGAAUCUGAGAAUUGUAUAUGACGCUAUUGGAACUCUUGCAGAUGCUGUUGGAGCAGAAUUGAAUCAGCCCAGUUAUCUUGAAAUUCUGAUGCCACCGUUGAUUGGAAAGUGGCAGCAGCUUGCAAAUUCGGACAAAGAUAUAUUUCCAUUGCUUGAGUGCUUUACAUCCAUAGCACAGGCAUUAGGUCCAGGGUUUUCUCAAUUUGCUGAGCCUGUAUUUCAGAGGUGUUUAAAUAUCAUCCAGAGCCAACAGUUAGCAAAGGUUGACCCUGUUUCAGCUGGAGUUCCAUAUGAUAAAGAAUUUGUUGUCUGCUCUCUGGAUCUCCUUUCCGGGCUUGCUGAGGGUCUUGGUAGUGGGAUUGAGAGUUUGGUUUCACAAAGCAGUUUGAGGGACCUGCUGCUGCAAUGUUGCAUGGAUGAUGCUUCUGAUGUUCGACAGAGUGCAUUUGCACUACUUGGAGACCUUGCAAGGGUGUGUGCUGUACAUUUGAGCCCUCGGUUGGCCGAAUUUCUUGAUGCUGCAGCCAAACAACUGAGCACUCCUAAGCUUAAGGAAACUGUGUCUGUUGCAAACAAUGCUUGUUGGGCUAUUGGAGAAUUAGCAGUCAAGGUUCGACAAGAAAUUUCUCCAAUUGUUAUGACACUUAUAUCAAGUUUAGUUUCAAUCCUUCAACAUCCAGAGGACCUCAACAAAUCACUAAUAGAAAAUAGUGCAAUCACACUUGGGAGGCUUGCAUGGGUGUGUCCUGAGAUUGUAUCACCCCAUAUGGAGCAUUUCAUGCAAUCAUGGUGUAUUGCUUUGUCUACGAUUCGUGAUGAUAUUGAAAAGGAGGAUGCUUUCCGAGGCUUAUGCGCAAUGGUCCGAGCAAAUCCUUCAGGAGGUUUAAGUUCACUUGUAUUCAUGUGCAAAGCUAUUGCAAGUUGGCAUGAAAUAAGGAGCGAAGAGCUACACAAUGAAGUUUGUCAGGUGUUGCAUGGUUAUAAACAGAUGCUCAGGAAUGGAGCAUGGGACCAAUAUAUGUCUGCUUUAGAACCCCCUGUGAAGGAGAAGCUUUCAAAAUAUCAAGUGUAAUGCUAUUCUCUGGAACUUUUCUCAAGUAUCUGCAUCAUCAACCAUGAUAGUCAUUUUGUGCAUUGUUCUAUAUGAUUUGAGCUAAAAUUGGCAGAGGUCGGGUUUGAUCACUAUUAUUUUCCAUACAAAGCACUAUUCAUAAUUCCAUGAAGCUUGAAGCUGACUUGGGGAAUCUUCAAAGCAUUCAACAGAUUGGUUGUUUGAACAACAUAUAGUUAAAAGAUAUGAAUUGGGAUGUGGAAACUGUAAGGAUGCAGCUUCCAAGUUUUACGGAGCAUUUUCUUGAAUGUUUUCUGGAAGAGGAUGGCUAAUAAUGAUCAUAAUAUGGUUUCAAUUCUUUUUCUUUUCUGGUCUCGAGUUUUUCUUGUCGUUUCCGGUUCCUGUGGAUUGGAUAGGAUUUUGUGUGAUCCCCCAAGGUUUUUUUUGUACAAUGGGUGAUAGUGGAGUUGGUUACUUAGAAGUGUCAUCUUAUUCAUGGAGGUUUGUAACUUAUAGAUUAGGAUGGAAUGAGUGUAAGAUUCUUAAAAACUCGGAUUUCCAGAGUGUACAAACAAAAUACAUUUGUAUCAUUUUAUAUAGGACCUUGCUAUAUUUAUGGAAUUAAUUUUUGACUUUGGUUA
Messenger RNA from Mercurialis annua (annual mercury), 3500 nucleotides. Its product is annotated as transportin-1. The coding region runs from base 211 to 2880 and encodes 889 amino acids. The transcript has 29 exons. Gene Ontology annotation, molecular function: nuclear import signal receptor activity; small GTPase binding. The record is from RefSeq and is a predicted model, not a curated record. Lineage: Eukaryota; Viridiplantae; Streptophyta; Magnoliopsida; Malpighiales; Euphorbiaceae. Gene Ontology annotation, biological process: protein import into nucleus. Gene Ontology annotation, cellular component: nucleus; cytoplasm.